AUGUCUCUACCGUUGAGCCUCUUCCUUGGUGGGUGUGUCGUCGCGAUUCCUGUUGUGACCGGUGUUGCACAAGGCGUUGAGCACCAGAAAAAACAGAACGAAGAAGCAGCAAAUGAAUCGCGCAUGUGGAAAUUCAAUUGUUUGGUGGAAUGUAAUCACCCCGACGAGAUCGCACGCGAUGAGAUCAACAAUGGCAUUCUCGUAGUUCGACACGACAAAAUCUGGGUUGUCCCGAGGGAUGAGGACAACAAGCCCAUACCGCCAAUGGAAGGGGUAGAUCUCAAGGAGCCUCUCCACGCAUUCGCUGGAUUUUACAUCGCCUAUCCAGAUGAGGACCGUAAUCCGCCACAGCGUGGCCUGGUAACGACCAUCAGCGACGACCCUCCAAUGUUAAAUUGGACGUACUGCGAUCGCGACACAUACGAGCUAAAGUACUCUAAUCGAUCAGGCAGUAUCAUGCAUCACAUUGGUGUCUGGGACUGGACGGAAGAUGAGUCACACUUGAACUUCGAUGGCUGGGAAGGAUUCAUGGCUGUGGAUGAAUGGGAUGGUGCAGAUGAGGACAACUCAACGCCAUGGGGUAAGGAGGGGCUGCGAUGGGCAGUCUACUUCGACAAAGACGACAAUGAGUUGAAAGGCAGAACGGGAGACAAGGAUAUGUACGAGAUUACUCUAAAGAGAAGAAUUCAGAGUGCAGAGGAACAGCUGAAGCAGAACGAAGCUGCCGAGAAGAAAAUGCAAGUGAAGAGCAGAGGAGGCCUCAGUACACAAUUUGCUGCGCCGCAGAAAGAGAGAGACAAGGAUUGGGAGAAGAAGUUUGGGGAGAAGGCGAGGAAAGAACUGGAAGAAAAGUUGGCGAGGGAGAAAGGAGAGAACCAAGGCCCCUCUUGUACGAGUUCAAGAUCGUCAGGUUUCUAUGGUGGCAGUGCUCGCUCCAAUACGUUCACCCCAGAUUUGAGUCCAAUGGUUAGGCGCGCAAGGCUCAAGAACCAACAAUGUGCCAAGAAUGCGGAAUAG
This is a messenger RNA of Plenodomus lingam JN3, 1017 nucleotides long. RefSeq lists its product as uncharacterized. Lineage: Eukaryota; Fungi; Ascomycota; Dothideomycetes; Pleosporales; Leptosphaeriaceae. The record is from RefSeq and is a predicted model, not a curated record.